This is a messenger RNA of Carcharodon carcharias (great white shark), 1038 nucleotides long. Its product is annotated as probable G-protein coupled receptor 148. Gene Ontology annotation, cellular component: membrane. Bases 1 to 1038 code for a protein of 345 amino acids. The record is from RefSeq and is a predicted model, not a curated record. Gene Ontology annotation, molecular function: G protein-coupled receptor activity. Lineage: Eukaryota; Metazoa; Chordata; Chondrichthyes; Lamniformes; Lamnidae. Gene Ontology annotation, biological process: G protein-coupled receptor signaling pathway. The transcript has a single exon.
AUGACUCUACUCGAUGAUGAGUGUAUUUCUCAUUUCCACACCAAUGGCUCAUCAACAGAGCUCCCAAACUCCACAAAUGCCUCCAGCACUAUUACUGAAAUAUACCUGCAAUGGAUUCAUGCUUUGAUUCUGAGCCGAACCAGGCUUAUCAUCGUCCCUGGAGCAAUCUGCUUCUUUGCAUCUUUGAUAGCCAGUACGCCGAUUCUGUUGGCCAUUUUUACCAGCAGCAGCCUCUGCCAAGAAUCCAGAUACCUGCUGCUCAGCAACGCCUUGAUCAGUGACUUAAUUUAUUUGGUGAUAAAUUUCUGCAUCCAGCUUGGUAACAUUUCCCAACUAAGCUCUCCCAAGUUCGUGUGUGAAUUGUUGCUUUUUACCCUAACGACUACAAGCUACUGUGGGUUAAUGACAAUCACAACCAUGGUGAUAGAUACCUACUUAGCUAUUAACUGGCCUCUGCAUUAUAUCACACUCUUUCCUCCCUCCAGGGCUGUUAGACUGGUCAUCUUGAUAUGGAUUGUGGUUGCUUUUCCUCAGUUCAUCAUCACUGCAGUAAUGCUAAUAACCCAACAGUCUCCAUUUUGCAAGCUAACAUUCUGUGAGGUAGACUACAUUUUCUUGAUAGUCCCGCAUGGUGCAGUCCUCACACAACUCUUUUAUGGCUUCCUCAUUGCCCUGUUGCUAUCAUGCAUUUGUUCGCUGCUGAGCUGUUACUUCAUGUUGUAUUGGAAGACGAGGAAUUCUGGGAUAUGGAGCGGCUUUUCCUCUAGGGCAAGACUCACUUUUCUAAUGCACUUUGUUGUCUUUGCCUUUUACUUUUGUUCAAUGUUACUGAUAGUAGUGGAAAGGAUUUUAUAUAAUAGCAGUAUGGUCAAAUUCAAGAUACCCAUUUUCAUAGCUCGGACCAUGUCUAACAUAAUAAUGAUGGCACCAAAGGCACUCGCCCCCUACCUUUAUGGAAUGAGGUACAGAGAGUUAGCAAAGGUUAUCAAAUCUUUCUUCUUUUUAAAAGAUAUCAAUCAGGUGGAACCCAUACAUUAA